GGGAUUGCAUAGCCAGGCUUUCCAGGCCUUCCCUGCUGUGGCCCCCCACCUCCCUUACUCUGUGCCCCUUCCUCAACUUCCACCUAAACCUCCCCCUACUCCCCAGGGCACUGCAGGCCUAUCCCUGGGUGCUGCCCAUGCCCUUGAAUUGAGCCAGGGUUCAAAGAAAAGCACAAGGGCGAUGGGGAGAAGGCCCCCAAAGGGAGCGCUAACCUCCAGCCCCAGAGAAGGCCUUGCUGGGCUGAGAGCAUCUGUCUCACUCAGUAGGACCCCACGCCUAACCCUUUUAUCUUCCCUGAGCAGGUGCUGUUUGGAGGGGUGAGACUAUGACAGUGCUCUGUGGUGCGGGGCCUAGGAGAUGAUGGCAAGGCUAGGAGUGGGGUUACUGCUUCCUUGUUCUUUGGGACACAGGCCCUCUCCUUUCCAAUUAAUUAGGCUUUAUUAAUGAAACACCAGGCCUCUGGUAAACAUUUCAUUUAUUCAAGCCUGUUACUAAUGGAAAAGGCCUACGGAGUCUAAAAUUUGCUUUCUAAAAUCUGGCUCCAAAAUCCUGUUUCUUAUAUAAAAUGAAAAUUUCUCUUAAAUCAAGUGGUCAAACCAGAGGCCAGCCAGGCCCUACCUCAAUUUCUUAAUCUGCAUAACACACUACUUAAAUCUGGAUCACUGUCAAGAGGUGACAAUGGCCCUUCUUUAUUCUUAUCCAAGUUAUAAAAAGGGGCUGAAUGGAGAAAAUUCUCCUGGCCCUCCUCCCCUCCACCAGCUGAUGUUGAGGCCUGCUCCCUGCCCUGUACAGAUCCAGUGCCAUAGCUGUCCCUUUCUGUCCCCAUGCUGUUCAUACUUGGAGCCCAGGCUCUGACAGAGCCCCUCCCUCUUACACCGUGUCUCACUGUGACAGGCCCGACAAAUUGACAAAGGAUCAUCCUAACCAGAGAAGUGAGAGGAUUCCUGGGGGAUGGGUCUCUAAGGGGCCACCACCCAUGUCUGUGGACUGGGGAGGAGGCCAGGCCCGGGCUUCAGUCUCCAGCCACCCGCACUCUACAGCACCCCUCACCCCUGUAGCCAUCUCCCCUUUCCAGUUUUGUCUGGGCAGCAAUAUACCCAGCAAAAAUAUCUAAUUUUCCAGCCUUCCUGAUAAUCAGGAGUGACUGCAGGCCUUGAAAUGGACUAGAAGUGCACUGGCCAGGCCUUCUGGGAAAGCCAGUGUUUUCUAAUCAAGUGGACAGACCCAGCUGGUUUGCUCUCUGCCUUUGCCCCCUUUUCCUGUCACAACGUCAGAGGCAAUGCCUCCAGAUGCAGCUCAGACUGCUGGGACAAAACUAGAGUGUCUGGGUUCUGGCAGCCUCAGGGCAACUGCACUAGCUCAGGCUAGCCCACCCAGGCUCUUCAGCUCUCACCUGUCAAAGCUGUCCUGGCUAGGCUGCUGUCCCAAUACAGCAAGCAGCAUCUCAAUGACAUCUUGUCAACAGGUCUCCAUGGGAAGCAUCCUGGUGCUGUAAGUGCUUAGACACUGUAGGGCCAGGCCACCAGGCCCUGGCACCAACCUGCUUCCACCCAGUGCCCUUCCUUAGUAAGGACAGGCAGGGCUCCAUGGCCUGCUUUGGGCCAAAGUCUCAGGUGGCUUCCAGACAUGUGCAAGGGCCUCAGAACCCUCUUGCUGCAUACCAAGCCAUGCCUGUAAGCAGGAUACUUCUCUGGACCCCUUGCAAGCCAGCCUGCUGCCAGCAGGGUCAGCGACCUUAGGGCUCACUCAGUAGCUAAGGAUGGAACAGUGUGGGUUCUCUUAAAAAAGAGAAACAGAAAAAAGAGAGAGAGAAACAGGAGAGGGGAAACACUGUUUUCCAAACACUGGAAAUGUUUUUUUCUUUUUUACUGUAGUGAAACUUACCAUCUUAACCACUUUUAACCAAGCAUUCAGCAGUGGUAAGCACAUUCACAUCAUCAGGCAACCACCACCAUCAUCUGAAGAUUUCUGUCUUCCCAAACUGAAACUGCACUCAUUUAUUUUGUGAGCCCCAGCUAAAUUAUGGUUCCAGGACCAGACUGGUUAGCAACCCUGCCCUAAGAGAAAAUGAAGGGCAGCUGGACCUGGCAUUUAGCGUGGGCCUUUAUGGCCUACUUCUCUCACCUGCAGCCAGAUUUUUGCACGGGAAACUUGAAGAAGAAACUAUGAAACUAUUCUUCAAUCCAAGGUCACUUACGACGUAGGUUUAUACCUCUGUUUUUUUCCUAGUAUUUUUGUCUUACUUUUAGGUAUUUUGGUCUGUUUUUGAGUUAAUUUUGUAUUUGAUGUGAGAUAGUUGUCCCAGCACCAUCACUGUCAAAUGACUAUUCUUUCCUCCAUUGAAUAGUCUUGGAACAUGUUUUUGGCAUAAGUUCAUAUAUAUAAAAAAAUGCAUCCUAUUCUUUUUGAUAUUUUGAUAAACCUUUAAAAAAUGCUUUUAAUAAACAUUCAUUUAUUAAUAAGUGUGUCCAAGAGUCUUCUCUGCUAAACUGAGCAUGCAGCAGUGAAUAAGACAAGUGUGCCAGGAGCCUGCAUUUGAGACAACAAGUGAGCAGGGAAGGGAUCCAUGAACAAUUGCAUGAUGAAAGGUCUAGGAGGAAACACAUAGGACAGGAGGUGGGAAAUGAGGGGCCUGGGUAAAGGUGUACUUUGUAUCACAAGGUCAGCAGAGUCCUCCCAGAGAACUCAGGCCAGCUGUGCAAAGUCUCUGAGGCUGGAACUAGUUUGCCCUGCUGGAGGAACUGGGAAGAAGAGGUGGUGGUGGUGUGUGGGUAGGGGGAAGCACAGAGGUCAUGUGCUGGGAAAUGAGGGCAAAAGUGGGGGAGGAGGCCAGACCACUAAGGCCAUAAGGGCAGUAGGAAGUUGGGGAGAGUUGGCUGGGGGGAGGGUUGGCAUAACUAGAUUUACAUUUUUUUUUUUUAGAUUUGCAUUUUUAGGAGAGCAAAGCCUGCCCCUUGGAGAACAGAGAGAGAGGGAGGGAGUAGGGAGGGUGGAGGCUUAUGAACAGAUAAUAGUCAUUUUUCCAAGAUCCUAGGAGUAAAGCAUGGGUUUGGAUCUGGAUGGUGUGAGGAAGGAGAGAAGUGGAGAGACUCCAGAUUAACUGUGGAGGUGCCGAGUGCAGAGAGGAGAGGAAGGCUAAAUUCAGAGAGUACUUCAGCUCUUGCAGUGUUAGGCUGGGUCACUGCGGGAUUGGAAGUCCAGGCAAGAAUCCCAGCAGGUAGGCCUGAGUGUCAGGAAAGGACCUGGGGUAUGCAAGCCAGGUCUGUGAAUCAAGCGGGGGCGGGUUUUACCCCCAGUGAGCUCGCUUGGGAGGGUGCCCAGCCUGGUGACCAGGUUCAAAUUCUGAAUCUGCCAGUUGAGGGUUGGGUGCCCCCGGACAACCGGCUGGAGCUCUCUGAACCGGUUUCCUCGAACCUGUGCAGACCGAGUUAGCUCUAAUGUUAAGUUAAGCACUUCGGUAAACGCUUACGAGAUGUUGCCUCUCCCUUUGCCUGCACUACCCAGACACAGAAAAAGGAUGCGAAGUCUAACAAGCCAACUUUCCGAGCGGGAAAUCACACUGAAGCGCGGAGAACUGGAUCUUCCCGUCACGCUCCGCUCUCCCAUGACGUCACGCCGGACCCGGCAGGCCUCGCGUCCCUCCACGCCGGCUCCCGCGCAUGCGCAGCUUUCUCUGGCCGCUGCGCCGGGCCUAAGCGCUGUCCGCGUUCCGGGGCGGCCGAAGGCGUCGCGCGCGCGUCUGGGCGGGGCGGAUCGCACUUCCUCCUAGGCCGCGACUCAGACCCCGCUGCCGAGCCCAAGAUGGACCUCUCGACGCUACUGGCCGCUCCCCCCGCGCGCGGUGGUCAACGUAGCGGCGGGCCCGGCCGACACCGCCGAGGCCCAGGACCACCGCUCAGCCCGAGUCCCGCGCGCCGCCGCCUGCUACUGCUGCGGGGCUCGGAAGAUGGCGGGCCCGGGCAGCGGUGCGGGGAGGCCCCUGCGCCGAGCCCGCCGCCCUCCGAGGAUGGGGAUGGAGACGCCAUCCUGCUGCUGCUGGAAGUACCGCGCGGCGCCGCCGCUGAGGCCUCCACACAACCGGAGGUCGAUCCCGGCCCUCGCGCAAGCCCCGCGGGCCUCGCGGAGCAGGCCCUCAGCGGCCCUGCCGCCGUCCCCGGCCCGGCCCUCACGGGCACCGUCACCAUCAACAACCAGGACCUACUGGUGCGUUUCGACCACGGCGUCUUGACACUGGCCGCCGCGCCGCCGGCUCCGGGCCCUCAGCCGCUUCGUCCGCCCGCGCCACCCGGCCCGGACGCCGCGAGCCCCGCUGAGGGUCGCCGCGGGCCCUCGGGCGCCGGCCCCGGGGCGCCAGGCUACCGCUGCCCGGAGCCGCAGUGUGGGCUGGCCUUCGCCAAGAAGCACCAGCUCAAGGUGCACCUGUUGACGCACAGCGGCAGCCAGGGCCGGCGGCCCUUCAAGUGUCCGCUGGAGGGCUGCGGCUGGGCCUUCACCACCUCCUACAAGCUCAAGCGGCACCUUCAGUCUCACGACAAGCUGCGGCCCUUCGGCUGCCCCGUGAGCAGCUGCGGCAAGAAGUUCACCACCGUGUACAACCUCAAGGCGCACAUGAAGGGCCACGAGCAAGAGAGCCUGUUCAAGUGCGAGGUGUGCGCUGAGCGCUUCCCCACGCACGCCAAGCUCAGUUCCCACCAGCGCAGCCACUUCGAGCCCGAGCGCCCAUACAAGUGUGAUUUUCCCGGCUGUGAGAAGACAUUCAUCACGGUGAGUGCCCUGUUUUCCCAUAACCGAGCCCACUUCAGGGAACAAGAGCUCUUUUCUUGCUCUUUUCCUGGGUGCAGCAAGCAAUAUGACAAAGCCUGUCGACUGAAAAUUCACCUGAGGAGUCAUACAGGUGAAAGACCCUUUAUUUGUGACUCAGACAGUUGUGGCUGGACCUUCACCAGCAUGUCUAAACUUCUAAGGCACAAAAGGAAACACGAUGAUGACCGGAGGUUUACCUGCCCUGUCGAAGGCUGUGGGAAGUCGUUCACGAGAGCAGAGCACCUGAAAGGACACAGCAUAACCCACCUGGGCACAAAGCCAUUCGAGUGUCCUGUGGAAGGGUGCUGUGCUAGAUUCUCCGCUCGCAGCAGUCUGUAUAUCCACUCGAAGAAGCACAUGCAGGAUGCAGGUGCUCCCAAAAGCCGUUGUCCAGUAUCCAGCUGCAAUAGACUCUUCACCUCUAAGCACAGCAUGAAGGCUCACGUGGUUAGACAGCACAGCCAGUGCCAAGAUCCCUUACCUCAGCUAGAAGCUCCAAGUCCUCUGGUGCCCAGCAGCGAGCUCGCUAACAUAGACCUGGCAGCGCUCUUCUCUGACUCGCCUGCUGGCGGUACUGGUUCUGCUAGUGGCUCAGACGAGGCACUGAACUCUGGAAUCCUGACUAUUGAUGUCACUUCUGUGAGCUCCUCUCUGGGAGGGAACCUCCCUACCAAUAAUAGCUCCUAUGGGCAGAUGGACCCCCUGGUCCUGGUGGCUCACAGUGAAAUGCCUCCAAGUCUGGACAGCCCUCUUCUUGGCACGGCAGCCACUGUUUUCCAGCAGGGCAGCUUCAGUGUGGACGACAUGCAGACCAUGAGUGCAGGAGCAUUAGGCUGUUUGGUGGCUCUGCCUGUGAAGAACUUGGGUCAAGACCCACCACCUGUGACCUCCAGCAGUAAUUCGGCAGCACACGUCACUGCACCUGCCUCUUCAGGUGCCCCCCGUGGGAGUGCCAGUGUCCCAAAGGGGCUGGCUGCAGUCAAGGUGGAGCAGGACUCGCUUCCCAGCCCUGAAGCAGCUGGGCUGCAAGAAGGAAGCUGCAGGCUGGCCCAGCCUGUGCCGUCUAGCCCAGUGGAGAGGUCUGGUGCUCAGGACACAGAGCUCAGUGCGGGCACCGGCAGCCUCUACUUGCCGUGUGAUGUGGGGCUCCCUCGCUUCUCUGAGUACAAAUGGUGUGUGGUGAAUGGGUUACAGGAAAGUGGGGGCUCAGCAAGAACUGAUUACCGAGCCAUUCAACUAGCCACGAAAAAAAAGCAGAAAGGAACUGGGAGCAAUGCAGAUUCCUCAGGGGCUACUCAAAGAAAAAUAAAAGGUGGCAAAAUCAGUCCUCCCCGCUUGCAUGUAAACCAUAGCGGCUGGGUGUGUGGAAACUCUGCAGUGCCCAGUGGAGGGCUCCCGGGACCAGCUCUGACAGCGGGGGUGCAGUGCGUCCAGAUCCAGUUACUGCAGGACGAGCCUUCCGGUGAUGGUGUCCUGCUAGCCCAUAGCCCACGGCUGCCUGUCCUUCAUCCCUUCCUUGCUGUGGACCUGCCCAUCUAUGUCCUCCAGGAGGUGCUUCCCACAGCUGGAGACGCUGCCAGGCCUGGGGCCACACAGUUCCCACGAAGCACUAUCAACCUGCGGGACCUGCAGAGACAACCAACCCCUGCCUGUGGAGACCAGAGGGCCAUGUUAUAGACUCUGUGUUCCUGAGACUUGAAUGACUGUGGGUUGUGGGCCUGGGGAGACCCCACUUGGUUUUUCAUCAGAAGACUAGCCUAGUUCUUUAGAGACUUUCGGGUACAUUUACCAAAAAUGUUUCCUUCAGUCCUGGGAGGAAACAAUUUGGGCUGCCGCUGACAUUGCCUCCCCACAGGCUAUGCACAUUGUGGUCCUUCUCCUGAGUCUGUGAGUCUAAGGAGCAUAACACACUUGUUGGAUUAAAAAAAAAAAAAAGACUUCAGAAGGAGAUCAUGGGCUCUUGGUCAAAUACAACUCUGUCUGUUGUAAAACUAGGCUGAGCCUUUCAGCUUCAGUGUUUCAACAUUUUCCUGAGCCUAGAACACCCAUUCUACAUUUCUGAGAGCUCGUAUAUCAGGUCAGUUCCCACCACAUUGGGUGGUAUUUGUGGGCAGGUCGGUUUUGUCACAUCAUAGGGCAAAGUGGUCCCACUGCUGCAGUGAAACCAAAUUCUAGUCCACAUGUGGUAGAGAAGGCAGGCAGCUAGCUGGGCGGUCCCUACAAGCCCCCUAGAGCGCAGCUAUAGCUCAGAGUCGGGGUGGUAAAUUUAAAACUUAAAUUUUAAAGAUUCUGUAUUUGGGUAUAAAUGUUAAUAAUUUGACAGUAGUUUAUAAAGUAAUGUUGUGGAUUUUAUAAAUUAUGUG
Molecule: messenger RNA, 7167 nt
Organism: Nycticebus coucang (slow loris)
Lineage: Eukaryota; Metazoa; Chordata; Mammalia; Primates; Lorisidae
Gene: ZXDC
Product: ZXD family zinc finger C
Exons: 11
Coding region: 3803-6481 (892 amino acids)
Biological process (GO): regulation of transcription by RNA polymerase II
Cellular component (GO): nucleus
Molecular function (GO): transcription coregulator activity
Source: RefSeq, a predicted model, not a curated record